AUGUUGGCAAUAGAAGAUGUUUUAUGUGAACUCCAAAGAGAUGACGUGAAUGAGCUAGGGUUGCCACCAGGUUUCAGGUUCCACCCCACGGAUGAGGAGCUUAUUACUUUCUACCUGGCUUCAAAGGUCUUCAAUGGAAGUUUCUGUAACCUGGGCAUUCCUGAAGUUGACCUCAACAGAUGUGAACCAUGGGAACUUCCAGAAUUUGCAAAAAUGGGAGAAAGGGAGUGGUAUUUCUUCAACUUGCGAGACAGGAAGUACCCAACUGGUUUAAGAACAAACAGAGCAACCGGUGCUGGAUACUGGAAAGCAACAGGAAAAGAUAGAGCGAUACACAGUAGUACUUCAAGUACUGGUGCACUUCUUGGAAUGAAGAAAACCCUAGUUUUCUACAGGGGUAGAGCCCCUCGGGGUCAGAAGACCAAGUGGAUCAUGCAUGAAUACCGCCUUCUCACUGACUUUUCCUCCUCUCACACGUGCAAAGAGGAAUGGGUGAUUUGCAGAAUUUACCACAAGGUGGGGGAGAAGAAAAAUAAUCAAUUAAAUGAAACACCAAGAACACAAGGUCCAAUGCAUGCUCUCCAAAACCAGAACCUUUUUCUGACUCAGAACCAAGAAAGCAACUUGAAAUCCAUGAUAAAUCCAGCGGUUUCCCACUGCAGUGAUCUCUUUUCAUCCGCAAAUAUUAAUUACCGACCCAUAUCCCUAGUACCACCCACUGAAAACGCCAUCACUGCCACCGACAGAGGCGGAGAAUUCAAGGAACUAAUGAGCAAUUCUGUUACCAAACAAUUCACAACCGAGGCUAGAUUUGAUCCCCAUAGCCUUAGCUGGGCAGAAAAGAUUCAUGAAAGCACCGCCGUCGCCGUGUAUCAGAAUCCCUUGUUAUUUGGAAUGGAUGGUGGUGGAAUAGGUUUCACAUCGGCGCCGGCAGCUAGUGAUUACUGCCAUUCAGUUGCUUUUAACAGAGCCGGAUUUGAAAUAGUGGUAGAUCAUCCUAUUGAAGAGACUGCAGAUUCUUGGCCUCUGGAUCUUUAA
Messenger RNA from Fraxinus pennsylvanica, 1038 nucleotides. NCBI's taxonomy places the organism in Eukaryota, Viridiplantae, Streptophyta, Magnoliopsida, Lamiales, Oleaceae. The record is from the annotation of a GenBank genome assembly.